ACUACUUACUAAUUUAAUAAAUAAGCCAUUCCCACUUUGUCUCCACCCCCAAAACCAAACUCCAUAUGAUAUAUAUUCGUUCUUUAAAUACCACUGCCAAGAAGAUCGAAAACCCUAUUUCAUUUCAUAUCGUAUGGAUUCGGAUUCAGACAAGAAAAGUAGUUCAGGAGCAGCAGUGAUCGCCACCGUUGAUGUGAAGGAGGCUCGGAAUCUGAUCAAUCAGGGCCACAGAUGUCUUGACGUUAGGACUGAGGAAGAAUUCGAGAAUGGUCACUUCGAGAGUGCCAUUAACAUCCCUUAUAUGUUUAAAACUCCACAAGGCAGGGUGAAGAACCCCAAAUUCAUGGAUCAAGUGUUGGCAGUAUGUGGAAGAGAGGAUAAACUUGUUGUGGGAUGCCAAAGUGGUGUCAGAUCCGUCUAUGCAACUACUGAUCUUCUUCAAGCGGAAUUCAAGCACGUGUGUAACAUGGGAGGAGGAUACAUUGAGUGGGUUGCCAAUGGAUUGCCUAUAAAGAUUAUUGAUAAGCCACCACCAAAUUCACACCAUCCAAAUCCAAUGGGUUCACUUUAACUCCCUCCCUCUUCAAUUACUCAAUUAAUUUGUCUUCAAUUAUAUUAUAUAUAUAUAUAUAUAUACACACUAUGACCCGUGCUCCGCGCGGAUAUUUUAUAAUGUAAUAAGGAAUGUUUUGUUUCCUUAGGGCGUGUUUGUUUGGGGAUUGAAUUAUAUUUACAUUAUUUAUCCCAUUUUUUUCACAAAAAUAUCAAAUCAAAUACUUAUUUUUUA
Messenger RNA from Andrographis paniculata, 787 nucleotides. RefSeq names its product thiosulfate sulfurtransferase 18. The coding region runs from base 134 to 571 and encodes 145 amino acids. Gene Ontology annotation, molecular function: catalytic activity. The transcript is spliced from 6 exons. The record is from RefSeq and is a predicted model, not a curated record. Lineage: Eukaryota; Viridiplantae; Streptophyta; Magnoliopsida; Lamiales; Acanthaceae.